This is a messenger RNA of Rotaria socialis, 789 nucleotides long. Lineage: Eukaryota; Metazoa; Rotifera; Eurotatoria; Philodinida; Philodinidae. The record is from the annotation of a GenBank genome assembly.
AUGUGUGCUGCUGCUUCGAAUAACACCGUACAACGAAAAAUUGCAUUACUUAUUGGAAAUAACACAUACAAUCAGUCGCCGUUAGAUAAUUGUGUUAACGAUGCGAAGGACUUGAGCGAAGCACUAAAAGCCAUUGGAUUCUUAGUGACCACUAAAUUGAAUCUCAAUUUCGAGCAGAUGGAUACAGAAAUUGAAGAUUUUGCCAAGUCUAUUGAACCAUACGAUCUUGUCGUGUUUUUUUUCUCGGGACAUGGUGUGCAAUGUAACGAUCGGAACUAUUUAAUUCCCUGCGAUGACCAACGUAUUCAAUCCACACCAGAUUUAAAACACCGUGCAGUCAAUGCACAAAGGAUUCUAGAACUGAUGUGCGACAAGAAUCCGUUUAUGAUUGUAUGCAUGCUUGACUGUUGCCGUACUUAUUCACUGCCAAGCGUGCUCAAGUCUAAAGGGUCGAGUGCCACACCAAAAGGAAUGGCGGCAAUGUGUGCGACGACUAGCACAUUGAUUGCUUUUGCUUGUGCUCCGGGUACGGUAGCCAUUGAUGGCUCGCCGAACAAUCGUAAUGGGUUGUUUACAUUUCAUCUACUAAAACAUGUCACUCGACCUGGAAAAGAUAUUAUUGAUAUUGUUACAGACGUGGGCUACGAAGUAGCCAAAUCUUCGAAAGAACGUCAAUUACCCCACGUAACAUACGGUCCGAUGCCACGAGGAGUUUGUUUGGCAUCCACUCAGAAUGAGAUUGCAGAGUCGAAUUCGCGGCAAGGUGAGCAUAAUUCUAUUUUCAUUUAA